Messenger RNA from Dujonia railenensis, 1680 nucleotides. The record is from the annotation of a GenBank genome assembly. NCBI's taxonomy places the organism in Eukaryota, Fungi, Ascomycota, Pichiomycetes, Serinales, Debaryomycetaceae.
AUGGACUUCAAAGGAGAGUUUAAAGGAUGGCUCCUCGAAGAGGCUGAUAUUGCCACGAAAAAGGGAUCUAAGGCUGCCUUGCUUUACAAUAAAGCGGUAGAUUCUAUAGAUCAAGUCGAUGCGAUUAGUGAUUUGCAAGCAUUGAAAAGCGUGAAGUACAUUGGAGAAAGAACGUUAAAGUUAUUGUUGAAUAAAUUGAAAUCACAUUGUGAGAGUCAAGGCGUCGAAUUUCCUAAGGAUUUUGAAACAGUAAGCAAAAAGAGAACUGCUGAUACAGCAGAAGGUGACGACGAAUCGCACACUUGUGUGAGCAAACCCAUCAAGAAGCGAAAGAAAAGAAUAUACGUUCCAGCUAAAAGAUCUGGUGGAUAUUCGAUCCUUAUUGCAUUAUAUACUCAAGAUUUCAAUAGAGAUGGACUUACUCAGGAUGAGGUGAUAAAACAUGCUACUCCAUUUUGCGAUAAGUCAUUUAAAUCGAAUCCCGCUUCGAACCAAUUCUAUUCAGCUUGGAGCUCGGUGAAGCAGUUGGAAAAGCAUGACUUAGUCAAAUGCACCGGUAGGCCAAAGAGGUACUAUUUAACAGAUGAAGGACUAGAAUUAGCAACUAAAUUAAAAGUAGGCGAAGGGAUCGAAUCCCCGCAAGCUUCCAAGAUUGUAAAUCGAGAAGAAACUGGAUUUACAGAAGGAGAAAUUGAUAACUCGACAGCUGAUUCGUACGCCGGGGUUAACUAUACAACCUGGAAUUCAGGCUCGUAUGAGAUUGUCUUAAUCAUUGACACGAGAGAAGUGAGAUCGCAAAGUGAAAGAGAUUUCUUUCAAAAGACUCUCUCAAGCUCUGGUAUCAAAUGUGAGGUGCUUCCAUUAUCUGUGGGCGAUGGACUUUGGAUCGCAAGAAAUCAUGUUACCGGUGAAGAAGUCGUGUUGAAUAAUAUCUUUGAAAGAAAGAGAAUUGAUGAUUUAGCAUUUUCCAUAAGAGAUGGUAGAUUUCAGGAACAAAAGAAUAGACUAAAGAUGGCUGCCAUGAAGAAUAAUUACUACAUAGUUGAGGAAGGAGGAUUUGAUCAAAUGGGCGUAUCUGUGUCUGGAGAAGCAUUGCAAACUGCAAUUUCAAUGACCAUCACAUCUUCAGACUUUUAUUUGAAAAAAUUGAAAACCAUAGAAGACACCGUUUCGUUCUUGAAGUGUUUAACUGAGGUUCUCAUUGAAGACUUCAUUGAGAAGCGAACGUUGAUUGUUUUAAAGCCUAGUAGUCUUAAAAAUCAAUAUGAGUACGAACUGGUCAUCUCGAUGUUCAGGGAUAGAUUUGAAAAAACAACCCAACAAACAAUGCUGCAUGAAUCUAACUCAUCUACUUUUGAAUGUGUGUACCCAUUUGAGACAUUCAAAGUGAUGAUGGCCAAGUCUAUGACCACAGUCAAGGAGACGUUUAUACAGAUGCUAUUGUGUGUACGAGGCGUAUCUAUUGAUAAAGCGUACACCAUUCAGAAGCAGUUUGGAACUCCGAAGAAUUUUCUAGACUACUUCAAGCGGAAGGAAGAAGAGAACUUGGAACUCAAAGAAAAGAAGCUAUUAAUGAGCAAUUUGUUUAAACAUCACAUAGGCAACAAAAAAAUUGGCCCCUCGUUAUCAGAGAAAAUCUAUGAGAUCUGGGGCGAUAUUGAAGGUAGUGAUAAGGGUUGA